AUGGCUGGCCGUGGGGUUGUCUGCCCUGCCGGCUCGUUGCGUCCGGAGUGGCGAGAGAGGGCCUUCUCCUUCAGUUGGUCUGGGCAGUGGGCACCCGCGAGCCCCCCGGGAGAGCCCCCGCAGCAGCGCACCACUGGCCUUUGGCGGCCCAGUGGCAGCGUGGGGCAGCUCCGGGCCAACACAGCCCCAGCCCGCCUGCGGAAGGGAGCGCCUGCCGUCUGCAGGGGAGGCUGGAGCAGUGAGACCUGGCUGGACAUCCUCCUGCUGCUCUCAGUCACAGUGACAACCAGGAAGAAGAGGAGGCUGGUGGGAGCGGCUGCAGUCCUGGCUCCCAAGCCCAGGGGCCUCGUGGCCAAUACUGUGAAAACCUCACCGAGCAUUUUGCAACACAGGACGGGAGCCCAGCAGUGCACCGAUCUGGCUGUGAGAAAUCAGUUCUUCCCUGGCGCAAGAGCAAAGCCUCAGGGAAAACAAUGGAGAACAAUGCCUCAGGGAGCACCCGCUCCAUCUCACUUUCGGAAACUGGAGUGUGCCCCUAGUGGCCGCGCAUCAUGUGUGUGUGUGCGCCCCGCAAGAAGGGUGGCCCUCGAGGGCGCUGAGGCAGGGGGGCGAUGCGCGCGGAGCUUGGCCAGCGGGGCCUCCUUGCAGUUCCCUGCGCGCUCCAGGCAGCGUGUUGCGCUGGAGACUUCUCGGCCGCCUCGUCCCGCACUUCUGGCUCGCCCCGUGUCAGCUGCCUGAUGCUGGAAGUGGCAGGGCACGAGCGUCAACGAGGGCCUGGCCUUGCAGUUCAAACGGCACCCCUGGCAUCCGGCUUGGGGGCUCGCUGGUGUUU
This is a messenger RNA of Varanus komodoensis (Komodo dragon), 832 nucleotides long. RefSeq lists its product as uncharacterized. The record is from RefSeq and is a predicted model, not a curated record. The transcript has 4 exons. Lineage: Eukaryota; Metazoa; Chordata; Lepidosauria; Squamata; Varanidae. The coding region runs from base 1 to 738 and encodes 245 amino acids.